AAUUCGCUGGAUUUUGGUUGAUUUUUUCAAUGCAUGUUCUUAAGAAACAUUUUUAACAUCUUUUAUUCCACCAAAAAAUGUUCAGAAAUAUCCCAAAAAUGUUGAAAAUGUGGACAUCAGAAGUUUCACUGUGAAAAUAUGCAUAUAUUCCACAUUUUCAAACUUUAAAACGGGUCAGUUUUGACCCGCAGGACGACAUGAGGGUUAAACAUUUAAUAGUAAUUGCAUGUGUAAAAUUAAAAUCUUGCAAUUAGUUUGUUUUGCUAAUACCACUCCUAGAGUGAGGCACGGUGGCGGCAGCAUCAUGAUAUUGUGGAGCUUCUCAGCAGCAGACACUAUGAGACUGGUCAGAAUAGAAGGAAUAAAUCUCAGACUUAAAGACAUGACUUCACUUUGUCGUUAUGGGUUAUUAAGUGCAGAUUGAUGCCGAUUUAAUCUGUUUAAAAAUAAAUCUACAAGCAGUGAGGACACCUGAAUACUUUUUGCAGUGACUGUACAUCCAGAGCACGUAAAAAAUGAGCAUAUAUCACAGCACGUUUAUAAAUACCUGCCUCACCGGCUAUACAUGACCAGACUUUAGUUUGGACACACCUUCUUUAUAACAAAUAUAACAAAAAUAGGUUUCUAUCAUCUGAAGAACAUAUCCAGAGUCCGCCCGUUUCUCUCUCAGGCCAGCAGGAGGCGCUAAUACAUGCUUUUAUCUCUUGUCGUUUAGACUAUUGUAAUGUCCUGCUCUCUGGUCUUCCUAAAAAGAGUAUUUUAAAUCUACAGUUAUUACAAAACUCAGCCUCACCGUGCUGACGAGGACCAGAGGGCGGGAACACUUUUAUUACACCAGUUUUACAGUCGCUGCAUUGGCUCCCCGUCCGCUUCAGGGUCGAUUUUAAGGUUCUUUUAUUAGUUUUUGAAAGUCUUAACGGCCUUGCGCCUUCUUAUUUAUCUGAUCAGUCAGGGAUUUAAUACCCUGCCACAUGGGGUCGUUGUUCUCAAAGUGCCCCUCUUUUUGCUGCUUGUAUCUGCCCUUGGCUUCUCUGAUGCCCUUUGCUAAGUUUUUCCAGCAGUUUUGUAGUCCAGCUGGUUCCCUGACCUGUAGGUGGCGUCCCCGGCUUUGAGCAGCAACCGUACAGUUCCAUUAAACCAGGGCUUCUGAUUUGGGAACACCCUGGUGGUUUUGGUAGGUAGUACGGCCUCAGUGCAAAAACGUACAUAAUGCAGGACAGCAGAGGUGGAACCCUCCAGGUCAGAAACCUCAGAGAAAACAUCCCAGUCCGUGAUGUGAAAGCAGUGCUGCAGAGAUGCAGUGGCCUCCUCACUCCAUACCUGCACAGUCUUUAUGGUGGGUCUGUAGGCUGCAGUCAGUAGCAGGGAGAUGAGGGGCUGCUGCAGCUUUGGAAACUCCCCUGAUGUUUGUGUACACCUGGUGUAAAAUGUUAUUGUCUCCUGUGAGGAAGUUGAUGUGUUUAUGAAGCUUGGGCAGCACUGUCUUGAGCUCAACGUGGUUGAAGUCUCCUGCUACAAUCACAUCUCCCUCUGGAUAGGCAUUUAUCUGGCUGUUUACAGAGCUGUGCAGGGCUAGCUUAGCAUUAGCAUGUGGUGGGAUGUGAACAGCUGUGAUGAGGACGACAGAGAACUCCCUCGGUAGAUAAAAUGGCCUGCAUUUUACAGCCAGAUACUCCAGAUCUGGAGAACAAUGGGUCCAAAUGAUGUUUACAGCUGAACACCAGUCGUUGUUUAUGUACACCACACCUCCACCUCUGCUCUUACUGGAGCACGAGGUUCUGUCGGCCUGAUGAACAGCACAGCCUUCUAACCCGAUAACAUUGUCAGGAACGUUAUUAUCCAGUUGUUGUGUUUGUCCAGCAGAUGUCAGCAGAACAGCAGCUCUGAGCAGAGUUUGUUAAAGAUGUGAAUAUUCCAGAGCAAACAGUGAGCUGAGCUUUGGGCUGAUGCAGGGCUGCAGAGAACAACAUCACAGAGAUUCAUGCCAAGUGCAGGGAAGUCAAAGUGUACAGAGGAGGUUCUUCUGAGGCUGAAUUCAGAAUAAAUGAAAUAACUUUGUUCUUCAUUGUUUUCUCAGACUGAGUGGCUGUAAUCUGUCAGAGAGCAGCUGUGCAGCUCUGUCCUCAGUCCUCAGCUCUCCAUCCUCCAGUCUGGAACAUCUGGACCUGAGCUGGAACCACAAUCUGCAGGAUUAAGGACUGAAGCAUCUUCCUGCUGGACUGUAAACUGGAGACUCUCAGGUCAGAUGGAGGACAGAAUCCACAGUCCUGCUGUGUGUCUGAAUGUGAAGCUGAUGUGAAAGUGAUGUGAGGCUUCAGCAGUGGGACUUCCACACAUCCAGUCAGUAUGUUUGUGUUUCCACAGUGUUUGUUCUGAGCUGCAGUGGAGCCUCAGGAACUCAAAGAGGACUUUAGCUGUCAACAGUGUGGAAGUUUGGUGGACGCUGACUUGAUUCAUGUCAGUCAGAAGCUGAAGCUUGAUGUUAGUGUGAGCUGAGCUCAUGAAGUGAUUCCUUCCAGUGGAGUUGUGUUAGGAAGAGAGCAGUGGACAGUCAGUGUGGACAGCAGGAAUCAGAAUCCCUCUGGAAUGUACAGAUGACAUGUGACUGUUGUUGGAAGACACACUGGAAGAUGUGAAUGAGACAAAGCUAGCAAGCUGAUUUCCACAGAAGAAGAAGGUGAUGGAAUAAAUGAAAGAAUGAAGAGAUUUGAUGUUGAUCCUGUAAUGAGAGAGUGGACUGAGGUCAGCAGAUGUUAUUGAUGUGUGGACAUGAAUAUGUGGAUGAAUGUUGUGCUGACAUCUGGAUGAUGUGUGUAGAAGGCUGACAUGAUGAUGAUCCACAAUAACAGAAGGACAAAGUCACUCUGCUGGUUUUAGAGAAAAGCUGAUUGAUGAGGACAAAGUAAUGUUGAGCUGCACAUUCAGAACCUGAACACAUCUGAUGGAUCAUCAAUGAUUUUAUACACAUCUUUUGUUCUUUAUUCAGAUUGAUGAUUGAUGUGUGUCCUUGUGUGUGCUUUUAUCCAGAUGUGUUGACUGACAGCCUCCAUGUUGGUUUGCCAGCUGAUGUUUGAGGAGCAGAUGAGAUGUUGAUGGACACUCAGAGACUGUUGGUUUAAAUGGAGCAGCAGUAAAUCCAUGAGUGAAGAGUUUGUGCAGUAAUGAAGCUUGAUGACUGUCAGCAGUUUGUUUCCACUGUGGAAUGCAGUGAAAUGUGCAGAGAAACACAUCUGAUGCUGAUCAAACUCAUUGAUCUCCUCUGUUCUUUCUUCUUCUCUCUGCAGAUGGAAGUAUUACUGAUCAGGACGGUGUUUGUGCUGAGAGGAUGAAGUGUGUCCUGAUGAUCCAGAGGUUGAAUCAGCAGCAGCAGCUGUUUCAGGAAGUUCUGGGACUGAUCUUCUUUUCUGAGCUGUGAAAUGCACACAGAAGAAACUCUGUCCAACGAAAUCCUGGCUGAUGUGACCGAGGCCUCCACAGUGGACGUUCUGCUGACAAACCUGAUCAGGGGGAAGCUGCUUCCUUCUGCUCGCCUCUGGAUAACCACACGACCUGCAGCAGCUAAUCAGAUCCCUCCUGAGUUGGUUGAUGUGGUGACGGAGGUGAGAGGCUUCACUGAUACCCAGAAGAAAGAGUAUUUCAGGAAGAGAUUCAAAGAGGAGGAACAGACCAACAAAAUCAUCUCCCAUGUGAAAGCAUCCCGAAGCCUCCACAUCAUGUGUCACAUCCCAGUGUUCUGCUGGAUCACUGCUUCGGUUCUGGACCGUGUGUUGAGAGCAGACGAGAGAGGGGAGUUACCCAAGACCCUGACUCAGAUGUACAUCCACUUCCUAGUGGUUCAGUCCAAAAUAGGAAAUGUUAAGUUUCAUGGAGCAUCAGAGACGGAUCCAGUCUGGAACCCUCAAACCUGCAAGAUGAUUCUGUCUCUGGGAAAACUGGCUUUUAAUCAGCUGCAGAAAGGAAACCUGAUCUUCUAUGAAUCAGACCUGAUAGAGUGCGGCAUCGAUAUCAGAGCAGCUUCUCUGUACUCUGGAGUGUUCACAGAGAUGUUUAGAGAGGAGUGUGGGCUGCACCAGGACAAGGUGUUCUGCUUUGUGCAUCUGAGCUUCCACGAGUUUCUGGCUGCUCUGUACGUCUUUGUGACAUUCAUCAACUCUGGCGUCAACCUACUGUCAGAGUCACGGUCGAUGUCCUGCUGGUCUCCACUGCUCAGGGAGAAAUCAAAAGUCCACCUACUCUACCAAAGUGCUGUGGACAAGAUUAUAGAAAGUUCAAACGGACACCUGGACUUGUUCCUUCGGUUCCUCUUGGGUUUCUCACUGGAGACCAAUAAGAGCCUUUUACAAGGCCUGCUGACCCAAUCAGGAGGCAGCUUGCAGAGCUACCAGGAAACAGUCAGAUACAUCAAGAGAAAGAUCAGGAAGAAUCCAUCUCCAGAGAGGUGCAUCAAUCUUUUCCACUGUCUGAAUGAGCUGAAUGAUCAUUCUCUGGUGGAGGAGAUCCAACAGUCCCUGAGUUCAGGAAGUCUCUCCACAAACAAACUGUCUCCUGCUCAGUGGUCUGCUCUGGUCUUCAUCCUCCUGUCAUCAGAAAAAGACCUGGAUGUGUUUGACUUGAGGGAGUAUUCUGCUUCAGAGGAAGGUCUCUUGAGGCUGCUGCAGGUGGUCAAAGCCUCGAGGAUAUGCCUGUUGAGUGACUGUAAGCUGACAGAGAGAAGCUGUGAAGCUCUGGCCCGGGUUCUUACGUCCAAGUCCUCACGUCUGAGAGAGCUGGACCUGAGCAACAAUGACCUGCAGGACUCAGGAGUAGAAGAACUGUUCACUGGACAGGGGAGUUCACACAGCAGACUGGAAACUCUACGGCUGAGCAGCUGUAACUUGUCAGAGAAAAGCUGUGAAACUGUGGCCUCAGUUCUCAGCUCUCCGUCCUCCUGUCUGAAGGGCCUGGACCUGAGCAACAAUGACCUGCAGGAUUCAGGAGUCAAGCUGCUCGCUACCGGCCUCACAAGUCCACACUGCAGACUGGAAACUUUACGGCUGUCAGGCUGCCUGAUCACAGAGGAAGGAUGUGCUGCUCUGGUCUCAGCUCUGACCACCAACCCCUCCUAUCUGAGAGAGCUGGACCUGAGCUACAACCAUCCAGGAGACUCAGGAGUGAGCCUCCUGACAGCCGGACUCCAUGAUCCACAGUGGAGGUUGGACACUCUGUGUGUUGACCAUGGCGGCAGACAUCACUUAAAACCCUUCAAGUAUGCCUGUGAACUCACAUUAGAUCCAAACACAGCAAACAUAAAGCUCUCUCUGUCUGAAGACAACAGGAAGGUGACGGCGGUGACUGAGGAACAGCUUUACCCUGAACAUCCAGACAGGUUCAACCACUGGAAGCAGGUUCUGUGCCGAGAAGGUCUGACUGGGCGCUGCUACUGGGAGGUGGAGUGGAAAGGAUGGGUCAACAUAGGAGUGACCUACAGAGGAAUCAAGAGGAAAGGGAAGGACGACGACUGCUGUCUGGGAGAGAACAGCCAGUCCUGGGGUCUGUUCUGUUCAGGUAACGGUUUCUCUGCCUGCCACAAUAAGAGAACCACCGACAUUCGGGCUCCAUCUUCCUUCGACUCUGGCAGAGCAGCAGUUUAUCUGGACUGGCCUGCUGGCUCUCUGUCCUUCUACAGAGUCUCUUCAGACACUCUGGUCCACCUCCACACCUUCAACACCAUGUUCACCGAACCUCUGCACCCUGCGUUCAGAUUCAGGUUAACAUCUACGUCUGGUGCUUCAGCGUCGUUGUGUCGGUCUGAGGAGGAAGAAUCUGCUCCAGCGUAGAAAAAGUUCAACAAUUCUGACCUAACAAGUCCACAAUAACAGAGCCUGAAUGUAUAUGUUGUUACUGUUCAUCCAUUGUAGAUAUAUAUUUAAUCUUUCUGGUCUAUGGUGCUUGAUUCAACUCCAGCAUGAGUUUCCUAAUGGUUGCACAGUACAACCAUUAGGAAACUCAGACUUUCAGACCAACUUCAACAAGUCGCUUUCCAACUGUCCUUGUCCAACAAGUCACAUUUCUCCACAGUGUCCACUCAUUUUUAAGGUCCCUGGAGGUCUGAGGACGAUUCCUGACAGGAACAGAUGAGUGACGGUUAUCUGGAGGGUAGAAAGACGUUUCCUGCUGCGACCAGCUAGCAGUUUGGUAGAACCAUGUUGAGUUUGUUUUUUCUUGGUGUAAUGAACGUCUGUCUUGGAGAUCUUCAGUUUUUUCACUACCUGUCUCUCACUCAUGAUGGCUGCCUUUGUGGCGUCACAUAAUUCUUUAGUUUUAGGCGUUAUGUGAGAGCUGACAGCUUCUGAGUUGUGCUACGGCUUGAAUGUCAGCAGGAAACCACUCUAGGCCUUUGCAUGUGCAGUGCUGCUGAUGACAUGAAAUGAAAAAUUCAAUUUAGAAAUCAGUCAUUUGUCUAAAACAGGUGCUAAUUUACCUUCAUUUAUGUUGCUUCUUCAUUUGAUUUAUUCAAAAACACAUUUUGAGAUUCUAAUAAUAAUAAUGAAAAAGUAAAAAUAUCAAAUCAACCAUACUGGUCUUUUUUUUUAUUGUAUUUUUGACGUUAAGCUAUUAAACUAUUGCUAGAUAGUACUUAAGUGUCACUAAAAGGGACACUUUUUAUUUUCAGAUUUCUGAGUAAUCUUGUUUUGUAACAUGAGUAAACAUAUAAACCUGUAAUUUUAGAAUUAAAUGAUGGUUAUUUUCUUACAAUAAACCACCUCUAAAUACUGUGUAUUAUUUAUUACCAGG
Messenger RNA from Amphiprion ocellaris (clown anemonefish), 6774 nucleotides. RefSeq names its product protein NLRC3-like. Gene Ontology annotation, molecular function: protein binding. The transcript is spliced from 8 exons. The coding region runs from base 3417 to 5816 and encodes 799 amino acids. The record is from RefSeq and is a predicted model, not a curated record. NCBI's taxonomy places the organism in Eukaryota, Metazoa, Chordata, Actinopteri, Pomacentridae.